Erigeron canadensis is the source of this 486-nucleotide messenger RNA. Its product is annotated as root meristem growth factor 10. The coding region runs from base 1 to 486 and encodes 161 amino acids. The transcript has 2 exons. The record is from RefSeq and is a predicted model, not a curated record. NCBI's taxonomy places the organism in Eukaryota, Viridiplantae, Streptophyta, Magnoliopsida, Asterales, Asteraceae.
AUGUCAAGGAUGUUAGUAUCAUCAUCAUCAUCAUUAUUUGUUCUUGUUGUUCUUUCCUGUCUUUCACUUGAAUGCAAUGGUAGACAUCUUAAUAGCAUUAUUAUUGAUGAUGAUAACAAAGCUAACCUUCCCAGCCAUUCAACCAUCAGCAAGCAGCAGGGUUUCAUGGUGGAUUCAUUUACAGUUCCGGAUGAUGUGACUGAAAAGAAUAAUUAUUAUAAGGAUCGGUUAAAUAAUGUUAUUGAUCACAAGCAGCAAGCAGAUUGUGGAUCAUCAAAGAACAAGGAGCAGGUAAUCAAAGACCAAAAGGUAAAGAAAGUUAAAGAAGAAGAAUCAUCAGUUCAACAUCGUCAUCAUCAUCAUGAACACCUGCACCCUAAGCUUGUGACGUAUCGAGUUCCUCCAAAAAACAAAAGGGUACAUCAACAACCUGGUUUUAAUCUCGACUAUUCUCCACCAAAGACACACCCUCCUAGCCACAACUAA